Vitis riparia (riverbank grape) is the source of this 1403-nucleotide messenger RNA. Its product is annotated as amino acid transporter AVT1I-like. Gene Ontology annotation, cellular component: plasma membrane. The coding region runs from base 45 to 1331 and encodes 428 amino acids. Lineage: Eukaryota; Viridiplantae; Streptophyta; Magnoliopsida; Vitales; Vitaceae. The record is from RefSeq and is a predicted model, not a curated record. The transcript is spliced from 3 exons.
UCUUCAUAAUCCUUUCCCUUCCUUUCUUUCUUAGUUUAUGAGACAUGGCGCCGGAGCAGCUUGAUGGGUUUUAUCUCGCCUUCCCCCUUCUUCAUGAUGAGAGUCAAAACGUAGAGGACAUGGAGUACUACUCCACUGGCUGCAAGCUAGACUUGGGCUCUACCUCUUUCUUCAAGACCUGUUUUAAUGGCCUCAAUGCUUUAUCAGGGAUUGGGAUCCUUUCGGUUCCAUAUGCACUUGCAUCAGGAGGGUGGUUGAGCUUGAUGCUUCUGUUUGUUGUCGCCCUUGCAACUUUCUAUACAGGUUUGCUACUUCAAAGAUGUAUGGAUGUUGAUCUAAAUAUCCGAACUUACCCAGAUAUAGGUGAGCAAGCAUUUGGGAAGAAAGGAAGAUUAAUGGUAUCAAUCUUCAUGUAUUUGGAGCUUUACUUGGUUGCAACUGGUUUUCUAAUUCUAGAAGGGGAUAAUCUGCAUAAUUUAUUCCCCAUGGUGGGAUUUGAAAUUUUUGGGCAAGUAAUUGAUGGUAGACAAAGCUUCAUACUAAUUUCUGGCCUUGUGAUUCUGCCAUCGGUCUGUUUCUACAAUUUAAACAUGCUUUCUUAUAUCUCAGCAAGCGGUGUUUUUGCUUGUAUAAUCAUCCUUGGCUCAAUUUUAUGGACUGGAGUAUUUGAUGGAGUUGGAUUUCAUGGGAAAGGGACAACUCUGAAUUGGAAAGGAAUCCCUACUGCCUUUAGUUUAUAUGCUUUCUGCUAUUGUGCCCAUCCAGUCUUUCCUACUUUAUACACUUCUAUGAGAAAGAAAAACCAGUUUUCUACUGUCUUGCUUGUAUGCUUUAUCUUCUGCACCAUUACUUAUGCAGCAAUGGCCGUUUUGGGGUACUUAAUGUUUGGUUCAGAGGUGCAAUCACAAAUAACUUUAAACCUUCCAAUUGAGAAACUUAGCUCAAGAGUGGCCAUAUACACUACUCUAGUCAAUCCCAUAUCCAAAUAUGCAUUGAUGGUUGUACCAAUUGUGAAUGCUACAGAAAACUGGUUUCCAUACUGCUGCAAUAGAAGAUCAUUUAGCCUUCUAAUAAGAACCGCUUUGGUAUUCAGUACUAUCAUUGUAGCUCUGACAGUCCCAUUUUUUGGGUCUCUCAUGUCCCUGGUGGGAGCAUUUUUGAGUGUCACGGGUUCAAUCUUGUUGCCGUGCUUAUGCUACUUGAAGAUUUCAGGCAUUUACCACAAAUUUGGAAUUGAACUAGUGAUUAUAAUUGGGGUUAUGUUGAUGGGUAUUUCAGCUGGUAUCGUGGGUACCUACACAUCCAUAGUGGAAAUAAUAGGACAGUUGUGAUUAAGUGUCUUCCUUUCUAUAUUGACACAAAUUUUGUAAUCGAACAGAGUUAUUAGUAAGCAUAAAAGUUUG